UCGUUGCAUCAGUUGGUCUUAAAGAACUUGUUAAAGAUAAUCAACCUUGAACUAAUUAUCCAACAGGAGAAUCUCAUACAGUUUUUUUUAGCUUCAUUUAUUAUCCAUCUCCCAAAAAGACACAAUUCUGUAUCAUUAAUCAUACUAUACGUGUAGCCAAAUGGCAUAACCACAAAUGUUGAUACACUUAUCAAAAACCACUCCUCUCAGUCUUUGAAAAUGAGGUCCAGUAAAAUAUUAAACCUAUUAGAUAUUCCACUAAUAUGAAAACCACUAAGAUUUUGGAUUGAUUUGCUCUUUGAAAAAAUUUAUUUGAUUAAAAUCUGACGUGUUGUUUCUGAAAUGUUCAUAGCAGCCUGGCGGCUGUCAUUGCACUGUACUUUUUGUAGUUGUUAAUAAAGUUUAAAAAAGUCCUGAUAUGGCCCACUUCCUGCUUCUAAUCUCGUGAAAUAUUGUAUCGCGACAGUUGUGCUGUUAGCGGCAGAUAGCAUGAAGCUAACGCUACAUAAUAGAUAAAUCGAGAUGAAUAGUGUAAAAUGAAAUAAUGAAUAAAUGGUGGAUCGAUAUUGGAUACAUAGCGGAUCAAUAAUAGAUGAAUAGAGGAUACAUGAUACAUGAUUAAUAAUCCUGGCGUCAUGUUUCUGGCACGGUCUGGUUUUAACUCCUUAUAUGGGCCACUUCCUCCUUCUAGUCUCGUGAAGUCUCGCCAUGUCUCGUUGUAUCGCCUUAGUUGUCAGCAGAUAGCAGGAAGCUAAGGCUAACGCUAACGGUCGGAGCUCCUCUGGGACCGUCCGCGGAGUAUUUACCGGCACCGGGCGACGGUUACGGGAAUGGAGCGGAACACAUUUAACCGAUCUCCCGCGGAGGACGGUGAGCUCGAGGACGGAGAGAUCUGCGACGAUGAGACCGAGGAGAGUGUCCCGAUGCGGCGGGGGUAUAGUAGCAGGCCCCGCGGUGGCGGCGGCGGCGGCGGCGGCGCUGCUCCUCCACGGAGACGUAAACCGCACCAACGCCCGGGGAACAUGCCUCCACGUCCGGGCAACAUGCCUCCUCGUCCGGGCAACAUGCCACCACACCCGGGCAACAUGGGCAACAUGCCUCCACACCCGGGCAACAUGCCUCCACACCCGGGGAACCAGGCGCCAGGCUUCCGCCUCUUAAUGCCCUACGGUCUCGGUUCGUUCCCCCCGAGCCACCGGCAACAGUGCGGGCCGAGCGGACCGGACCGGCCUCCCUCUCCCCCUCCCCUGCCUCCGCCGCCGGGCCUGGGGCCCCACGGAGAGCCGAGCCCCCGGUCCAGCUUCUGGGAGCGCAGCCACGGCGCCCUGGGCCGGUUCCGGCACCGGGUCAUGCCGAACGGCGGACGCGGGGCCUGGGGGCGAGGAGGCCGAGGAGGAAACAGCAGAGGUCCCCCCGGUCGGUACGGUCCGGGAGAGAGUCACGGAUCCCCGCUGAGAAAACAGAAGCCUCUGGGGAGGCCUCGGAUCAGGAAAGUGUCCCACAGUGUCUCCAAACCAGACUCCAGUAUGGAUGAGUCCUUCGAGGACCUUCUGUCCAAGUACAAGCUGAUCCAGCAGGAGCUGGAGUGCAUCAGGAAGGAGGAGACCAUGGCUCUGGAGCCCACGGCGUCUCCUGGCCAGGAGGAGGAGGCGGUGGAGGAAGGCAGACCGUCGGCCCAUCCGAGUCCAGCGGGACCGGAGGAGACGUCAGAGAUGGAGAAGGCCGAGAGGAAAGUGUUCCAGGCGUUCAACAUCAAACCGCUCCGUCAGAAACUCCCCACGCCGGCCGAUCUGGACAAGCUGGACAGGAAGAGGACGGAGGAGGAGGAGGAGUCUGGACCCAGAGACGAAGGAGCAGAAGAAGAAGCUGAGGAGAGGACAUGUUUGUGCUGCGGUGGAGGAGGAGGUGGAGAACCAGGAGGUGCUGAGGAGAAGACAUGUUUGUGCUCCACAGAGAAGCCUCCUCCUCAGAGAUCAGAGUCCUCAGCAUCCAGCGAGGACUCCAUCACGUCUCCUGACAAGCCGGUCCAGAAGGUGGAAGAGGAGGAGCUGUCGGAGCUCCAGCUGCGCCUCCUCGCUCUGCAGUCGGCCAGUAAGAAGUGGCAGCAGAAGGAGCAGCAGGUGAUGAAGAGGAGCAAAGACCGGAUCACUAAAGCCACCCAGGACAAGAACCUGGGCCCCAGUCCUGGAGCUGCUCCGCCCAGACCCAGAGUCUCCACCAGGUCCACCACCUCUGCUGCUGCUGCUGCUGCUGCUGCUGCUGCUGCUGCCGCUGCUGAGAGGACCAGAACCAAGGCUAAACCUCUAGACCGGGACAGAGACCGGACCGGCACUGGGCCCAGACCACCUGACCGAGACCGGGAGAGACUUCUGGAGAGAGACAGACCCAAACCUGGACCUAAACCAGGACCCAAACCGGGACCCAAACCACUGGAGAGGGGAUGGACUCCAGGAAAACUCCAUGCGACCAAGAAGAUGAUCAGUCCAGGCUCCGUGGCGAAGCAGGCGUUCAGGAAGCAGCAGCUCAGGACCUGGAAGCUGCAGCAGCAGAGGGAGCAGGAGGAGCAGGAGCAGGAGGAGGAGGCGGAGCGACGCCACCGGGAGGAAGAGAUCCGACGAAUCAGAGACCUGUCCAACCAGGACGAGCAGUACAACCGCUUCAUGAAGCUGGUGGGAGGCAAGAAGAGGACACGCAGCAAGUCUAGGGAUGGGGACCACAGGAAGUCUGCAGGUAACCAGGAAGUCUCUGGGAACCUGUACCAGUACGACAACUAUGACGAGGUUGCCAUGGAUACGGACAGCGAGACCAGCUCACCAGCUCCGUCACCAACUCACCUGCUGCCUCACCUGUACGGGUCGGACCCCCCCGCCUUCGGAAUGGAUUUCUCUCAGCCUUACCUCCCCCCUGUUCUUUCUGGGGCUCCUCCCCCUCUUCCCCCUCUCCCACCUCCCCCCGAUGAGCCGGAGCCCCCCCCAAAACCUCCAUUUGCUGAUGAGGAGGAGGAGGAGGAGAUGCUGCUGAGGGAGACCUGCCUGAUGUCCAUGGUCAGCAAGAGGGUGUCAGCCACAGAGACCUCCAGCGGUCCUCCGUCUCCGAGCUGUCCUCGUCUCUCAGACGUCCAACCGCCAACCAGAGGGAACUUGAGCACCGUGAGUCUGAACACCGUGUCCCGGACCAAGUUCACCAGAGGACAUCACCCGACCAGAGCCCCACUGGUGCUGCCAAGACACAAAUCGGUGGUGGUGUCCCUCAUCGAUUCAGAGGACAGUGACUCGGAUGUGGACGCCUGUAGCUCGUCUCAGACAGUGUUUGGAGGUCUGGAGUUCAUGAUCAAGGAGGCGCGGAGGACCGUGGAGGCAGCGAAGCCCAAAGCAGCUUCAGGAUGUGAGAAGGAGAACAACCCGGUUAGAACUCCAGAGGCUCUACCUGAAGACCAGAAGGCCGAGUACCGCCUACUCAAAGGAGAAAUAGCCAGCAGGGAGAAGCAGAGGAUGCUGAAGGAUCUGGGUCCUCGUGGUUCUGGAUCUCCUGGUUCUGAUUCUUCCCUGAAGACGGCUGCAGAGCUGAAGCUGAACGAAGCCGAGCAGAGACUCAACAAACACAGAGAGCUGCUGCAGAGAGACGAGGUCGUCCUCAGACACCUUCUCCAACAGGAGCUCAAGAAAACCGAGUCUCUGAAGGCGGCCGAGGCCAAAGUGUCCAAACUGAGAGAGCAGCUGGCAGCGUCGGAGAAGAUCGUCACUGCCAACAGGACGCUGCUGAGGAAGCUGCAGGAGCAGGUGCAUCGGGUCGAGCAUCGAGUCUCCAUCAAGAAGAGUCUGGCUGCCCGUCUGGAGCAGGACCUGGUCCAGGCCCAGCUGGCUGCAGGCAGAACCCCAAAACGGCCGGCAGGCUCCAGCCAGAACCAGCCCAGGAAGCUGCAGCGUCUGGAGGCGGCUCCUCGAGGCUCCGAGCGGAACCUGGUCCAGCUCAUGGCCCAGAAGCAGCGACUGCAGCAGCUGGAGUCGGAGUACGCCCAAAAGAUCCAGAAGCUGAAGGAGGCUCAGGCUCAACACAAGCCUCCACGAGCCUCCACCCCCACAGAACCCCCGCCCCCCCAGCCCCACCCCCCCAGCCCCUUCCCCCUGCCACAGCCUUCCCUGCACGACCUCACCCAGGACAAGCUGGCCCUGGACAGCGAGGACGUCCCAGAGGCCGACGACCAAGAACCAGAACCAGAACCUGCAUCUGGAUCCAGAGACCGCCGGCCAUCCCUCCGUCAGUCCAGCUGCGCCUUCACCAAACCGAACCUGGACACGGCAGCUUCUGGUCCACCCAAAGACGGCACUGCCAAGCCGACCAAGACCUCCUCCAGCUCGGAGCCGCUGGCAGAGAUUUGUGGUGGACUGGACGUGGACGCUCUGAGGAGGGGGUACCAGCAGCAGGGGGGGCUGAGAGACCUGGUGCUGAAGGAGCUGCAGGAGCUGGGCCAGGACGUAGACGAAAUCCCCACAGGACAGGUCCUUCCAGAUGAGCUGGAGACGGCAGCCAGCCAAUCAGGAGCCUCCGAGCUGAAGCCGGUUCCCUUUGGAGCCUAUCACAGUCCUCUGCUGGUGUUCAGGUCCUACAGGUUCAGUCCGUACUACAGGACCAAGGAGAAGCUGUCCCUCAGCUCAGUGACCUACAGCAACGCCGUCCACGCAAAGACGUCUUUCUGCCGCUUCGACCUGACGGGGACCUGCAACGACGACGGCUGCAGAUGGCAGCACAUGAGGAACUGCACUUUGACUGGAAACCAGCUGUUCCAGGACAUUCUGUCCUACGACCUGUCACUGAUCGGUUGCUCGGACGCCAGCUCAGAUGAGGACGUUUCUGCAGCCACAGAGAAGUACAUGAAGAAGCUGUUUGGCUCCAACAAAGACCGGAUGGGUGUAGACCAGAAAGCCGUGCUGCUCGUUAGCAAAGUCAACGAGAGCAGACGUCACGUUCCCCCCUUCACCACCUGGAAGGACGAAAGGAGGUGGAGACCGAAGCCGAGCGUCCAGAGCAGCCUCCACCUGGAGGACGAGAGCGGGGACGAAGCUGCAGCUGGACAUCCGACGCCUGACGGAGGAGACGGCUGCUCUCAGACCAGCCUGUCCUCUCUGGACGUGUGUGUCACGUCUGAGGACAGACGCUACUUCAUCAGCGAGACGGACGACAUAUCCAACCUGGAGACCAGUGUCCUGGAGAGUCCUGGAGACACUCAGCUGUGGAUCAAACUGGCCUUCAAAUACCUCAACCAGAACCAGACCUCUGCAGCUGAGUGCUUGGAGGCGUCUCUGAACACGUUGUCUCGAGCUCUGGAGAAUAACUGUGAGGACCCAGAGGUGUGGAGCCACUACCUGAGCUUGUUCUCCAGGAGAGGAACCAGGGAGGAGGUGCAGGAGAUGUGUGAGAUGGCUGUGGAGCACGCCCCCCACUACCGGGUCUGGUGGAAGUACCUGAGCCUGGAGACCUCAUUCGAGGGGAAGGACUACGUCUGCGGCCGCCUGCUGCGCUUCCUCUUGACCGAGGCGUCGUCCUUUGUCUCAGACAAACUUUCCUUCCAGCUGAUGGAGGCACUGCUCUACAGAGUCCAGCUCCACCUGUUCACGGGCCGCAUGGACGGAGCCCUGGCCGUCCUACAGGGCGCUCUCAAAUCUGCUGAAGAGCGCAGCAUCGCUGACCACAUGACGUCCGGCCACCGGGCGCUGCUCUGGCUCUCCUACAUCCACCUGACUGAGUUCCACCGGCUCCCGUCCAGCCUGUACGACCCGGCCCAGUCCGGUCCGGCCAGGCUGGUCAGCACUGAGUCCUUCCUGCUGCCCUGGAGGACGCCACAGGACGUCCACACGCCUGUCCACAUCCUGGACGCUCUGUUCCAAGACGCUGUCCAUCAGUGCAGAGACGAGUCCACAUCUGAAUGUGAGAGGACGAAGGCCUGUCUCCCCCUCUACUGCAACAUGAUGCUGCUCUACUCACUGGUCCAGAGGUAUGAUGAAGGAGUGUCUCUGGGUGAGUCUCUGCUCCGGUCGUGUCCCCAGUCGUGUCCCCUCAGAGACGCUGUGUCCGUCCUCCUCCUGCGUGGAGGAGACGUGGAGCGGUCCCUUGGUCUUUGGCUUCAGGCUUUGGACGAGUGUCCUCAGGAUGCAGAGGUCUUCUACCACUGCUGCAGGGUCCUCAUGGCUCAGGACAAGUCCAGCGUCAUGUCUCCUCUGUUCCGAAGCUUCGUCAUGUCUCUGUGUGAGGACGAUCACAGCCAGAAGACGCCCGUGGAUGUCCUGCGUCAGAUCCUGGGGUUUCCCUCUGAGGAGCUGAGGCGUCCCAUCGUCAGGAAGGAGCUGGAGGAGCAGCUGAGACAUCAGACGUCCUUCCUGCAUCUGGUCCACUGCCAGUGGCAGUGUGCCUUCGGGUCCUGGGGGGGGGCGGUGGAGGCCUUCGAGGCUGCUCUGGGAUCAGCUGUUCGUCUCCAGGAGCUGCACCAGCUCUGGAUGGACUACCUGGAGUUCAGCUGCACUCGGCUGAGCCGAGACCAGAACCGAGACCAGACCCGAGACCAGACCUCUCGGCCCAGACGCCUCUGGGACCUGGUCUAUCGCUGCCUCAGCACGGUCCCGUCUCGGCUGGAGGUUCCUUUCAACCCGGCAGAGUUCUGGAGCUGCUACCGCUUCCACAACAAGGUGGUGACUCUGUACCUGGGCCGUCUUCCACCUUCCCAGCAUGCACUGGUCCUGGAGAGGCUGGUCUACACAAUGCCCCACAACACGGAGCUGGGCCUCAGGUUGCUGCGUACUGAGUUGCAGGAUGGGAACAUGGAGCUGGUGAAGUUUCAGGCCCGGAUGCUGAGAACCAACUCCCCGAAGUGUUUGGCUGCGUGGAAAAUAUCCAUCGCUGUGGACAGAGACAGGAAGGACCGGUCUGAGGUGCGCCGUCUCUACCAUCAGGCCGUCCACAACCUUCCUCUGUCUGCUGCCCUGUGGAAAGAUAGGCUGCUGUUCGAGGCUGUGGAGGGAGGGGUCCCCGAGCGUCUGCGGUGCCUGGUGGACGGCUGCCGGCAGGCGGGGGUCAGCGUGAGCCUCGGGGGGGUCGGCCCGUCGCUGCCUGAGGACCUGAUCAAACCAUAGAUAAAUAAUGAGAGGCUGUAGGUAAGGCAGAUGUCCCUCACCUCCCCCGCUCCUCCCCCAGGACAGCGUAACCCCCCCUCCCCCCCCCCAGGACAGCUCCUCCAGAGUUUGAGGAGCUGCUUGUGUCCGUAAGUAUCGACUGCUGAGUGACGCCUUUACUCUUCAUCACCUUCUCUUUAGUUCCUCUCACCUUUGUGUUGGAGUCAUUUCCCUCCCUUUUUACUUCAUUUACCUCGGGGUGGGGGGGCAGAGGGUAGGUGGGGGGGCAGCAGACAUGUCAUCGUGGUGUUUGACCCCCGUGUGUUUUAAAGGAUGUGUUUCCCUGCAGCGACGCUGCUACAUCUGCACGUUGUCUUUGUGUUUGAGGAGAGACUUUUAUUUUGGUAAAACUGAUUGGAGAGAAGAACUGAUGAUGGAUCAGCUGAUGGAUCAGCUGAUUGAUCAGGUGUUUUCUGUUUGUGUGAAUGUGAGAGACGCCUCAGAGACUGAUCCAGACGGACGCCUCGGCCAGGACUGUGCAAUCUGUUCCUCUGUCAAGAGUCACGCUUGUUUUUUACUGUCGGACCCAAAUGUUAUUAAAUUAUUUUAUCUAA
Mugil cephalus (flathead mullet) is the source of this 7717-nucleotide messenger RNA. RefSeq names its product zinc finger C3H1 domain-containing protein-like. Gene Ontology annotation, biological process: RNA processing. The transcript has 35 exons. NCBI's taxonomy places the organism in Eukaryota, Metazoa, Chordata, Actinopteri, Mugiliformes, Mugilidae. The record is from RefSeq and is a predicted model, not a curated record. Gene Ontology annotation, cellular component: exosome (RNase complex); nucleus. Gene Ontology annotation, molecular function: protein binding. Bases 831 to 7124 code for a protein of 2097 amino acids.